Molecule: messenger RNA, 3921 nt
Organism: Syngnathus acus (greater pipefish)
Lineage: Eukaryota; Metazoa; Chordata; Actinopteri; Syngnathiformes; Syngnathidae
Gene: pkd2
Product: polycystic kidney disease 2
Exons: 14
Coding region: 445-3126 (893 amino acids)
Biological process (GO): detection of mechanical stimulus; potassium ion transmembrane transport; release of sequestered calcium ion into cytosol
Cellular component (GO): membrane
Molecular function (GO): signaling receptor binding; calcium ion binding; muscle alpha-actinin binding
Source: RefSeq, a predicted model, not a curated record
GCUAAUGCUACGUAUAAAAUGUCAAUAGGCGAUUUGUGUCAAUAUUCUAUGAUUUUAUUUGACGCCAUGACAGUUAAUGUAACCCGAGAAUUACCGUUUUUCCUUUAGGCGUCGGGGGGGCAGCGAAAGAACAAGAUGGCUGUCCCGGGACGAGAAAACUUUUCUCGCUCUCAACCUUUUUACGGAAACCCGACGAUUUUCCGUCUCCUUUAGUUCCUAAAAGAUAACAACCAAGUAAUAACAGGCAUAUUUUGUCUGUGUUAAUUUUUAGGGUGCGACGUGAGCCAUUUUCGAGCCCAAGUUAGUUGGAAGGACUUUGGAGCAACGACGUCGAGUUUUUACCCCCUUUCUUAAAAGUUUCCCGUUCGCUGAUUAAGUUUUGCAGUAUUUUUUAUUUUUAUAAACUCGUAUGAUCGUUCGGAUUAAGUAAGUAUCCCGAGUACCAUGAGCUCAUCAUCUCGGGUAAAACCCAAACACGGCGCCCGGGAAGCGAGCGAGGGCAUCGAGAUGGAGAACAUCCAGCAACAGCAGCAUCGGGAUUCGGUGGCCGUGGGAAUGACAGCUGGUUCUCCGUCCUCGCCAUCCAGACAAGCUUGGAGCCGCGACAACCCGGGUUUCGAGCCCGGCGAAGAGAUCAUGGCAGCGGACUGGCCUGCAGCAAGCCCGGGGAGGAGGUCUGCAUCCACGGCUUCCAGCAACAGCAGCUGCAGCAGCGGUUUGGGCAACUCCAACGUCGGCGGCGGAGGACGCAGCCCUCAAAUCCACGAUGGAGGAGCCUACCCGAGCCCGAGUGGAGAUGAGGGGCAGCGGGGCAGGCGUGAGCACAGCAGCUGUAUGAAGCAGAUACUCCAGAAAAUUAGAAUUUUGUGGGGCACGGAGUUAAUGGAAGACAGCAACAGCAGUCGCGAACGCUACUUGUGGAAUGUUUUGCGAGAGAUGCUCACCUACGUCGCCUUCCUCAUCACAGUUUGCGUGUUGACAUACGGGAUGGUGAGCACCAACAUGUAUUACUACACCAAAUUCAUGUCGCAGCUUUAUUUGGACAAACAUCUUUCCCCUGGAGAGGACACCACGUUUAGGAGCCUUUCGACUAUGGAAGACUUCUGGAAGUACACAGAAGGACCUUUUCUUAACAAUAUGUACUGGGAAGCGUGGUACAACGCCAGCCUGGCCGAGAACCCCACUCACAUCUUCUACGAGAACCUCCUGCUCGGGGUGCCUCGCCUCCGGCAAGUCAAGGUCCGCAACGAGUCGUGCAGCGUCCACGAGGACCUGCGCGACCAAGUCCGCGACUGCUACAACGUUUACACGCGCGCCAACGAGGACACCGCCCCCUUCGGGCCCGGGAACGGGACGGCGUGGACGCAUGUGGCGGAGGCCAGAGCCAACGGGAGCAGCCACUGGGGUCGUGUGUCCAAAUACGGCGGCGGGGGUUAUUACCAAGAUCUAUCCCGGACCAGGCAGGAGUCUGCGGUCCAGCUACGCUUCCUCAAAGACCACCAGUGGCUCGACAGAGGCACCCGAGCCGUCUUCCUCGAUUUUGCCGUCUACAACGGUAACAUCAACAUCUUCUGCAUUGUCAGGUUGUUGAUGGAGUUCCCGGCAACUGGCGGGGCGGUGACGUCCUGGCAGUUCCAGACGGUGCGUCUCAUCCGAUACGUGUCCAGCUGGGACUACUUUGUGGGCCUGUGCGAGGUCAUGUUCUGCCUCUUCAUCCUCUACUACGUGGUGGAAGAGGCGCUGGAGAUCCGUAUCCAUCGCCUACAUUACUUCAGGAAUCCGUGGAACUGUUUGGACGUCUUCAUCGUCACCUUGAGUGUGGUGGCCAUUAUCAUGAACAUAAUCAGAACAACCAUGGUCAGCCACCAGCUGAAGAGCCUUCUGGAGAACUACAACACACACCCCACCUUCGAGCCUCUGGCCAACCUGCAGCUCCAGUUCAACAACCUGGUGGCCGUCAUUGUCUUCUUUUCUUGGGUUAAGCUCUUCAAGUUCAUCAACUUCAACAAGACCAUGAGUCAGCUGACGGGCACCCUGUCUCGCUGUGCCAAGGACUUGGUCGGUUUUGCCAUCAUGUUCUUCAUCAUCUUCUUGGCCUACGCCCAGUUAGCCUACCUGCUCUUCGGAACUCAAGUCGACGACUUCAGCAGCUUACAGUCCAGCAUUUUUACUCAAUUCCGCAUCAUCCUGGGAGACUUUGAGUUCUCCGAGAUCGAGGAGGCCAACCCGGUGCUGGGGCCUGUUUACUUCACCACCUUUGUCUUCUUCAUCUUCUUUAUCCUCAUGAACAUGUUCUUGGCCAUCAUCAACGACACCUACUCCGAGGUCAAGGCCGACAUGUCUCAGCAGAGGUCUGACAUGGAAAUGAGCGACCUCAUCAAGAAGGGUUGUAACAAAGCCUUGAUGAAGCUCAGGCUGAAGAAAACGGCGGUGGACGACAUCUCCGACAGCCUGCGUCAGGCUGGAGGCAAGCUCAACUUGGAUGAACUGAGACAGCAUUUAAAGCGAAAAGGCCACACAGAUGUGGAGAUCCAGGCCAUCUUUGCCAAGUAUGACCACGACGGUGACCAGGAGCUGACGGAACACGACCACCAGCAGAUGAGAGACGACCUGGAGAAGGAGCGAGAGGACUUGGAUCUGGAGCGCAACUCUCUGAGUCGAGCGUGCAGCGGGCGAAGCCUGCCGCCUCGCGGCCAGGACGACUCAGAGGAGGACGAUGAUGAGGACAGCGGGCACAGCUCGCGGCGCCGCGGCAGCAGCUCGGGCGGCGUCUCCUACGAAGAGUUCCAAGUGCUGGUGAGACGCGUGGACAGGAUGGAGCACUCCAUCGGCAGCAUCGUGUCCAAGAUCGACGCCGUCAUCGUCAAGUUGGAGGCCAUGGAGAGGGUCACACUCAAGAGGAGGGACGUGUUGGGAAGACUUUUCGAAGGAGCCAUGGAGGAGGAGCGCGGGAACGGUCGGGACGCCGACGCUCACAGCGAGCAGGAGCGUCUGGUGAGGGAGGAACUGGAGCGCUGGGAAUCGGACGACGUCUCCUCGCAGGUGGGCCACCCAGGCGGACGCCCCCGCCCCCCUUCCUCACUGUCCUUGGACGCAACGGACGCCAAUGGUAGCGCUCACGUGUAAAAAAAAAGCAAGGUUAAAAAAAAAGACACUUUAUUGCAAACAAAAUAGGAGCAAUUAAAACAAAGACCUCGGAUGCACUGACGGUAAGUCUCAAAAACAGCCAUACGUGAUUCUUCCUGUCGGGCAAAUAAAGGAUUGAAGGAAAAGUAUUAGGCAUCACCACGCUGAAAAGAAAUGAAAUACUUAAAUUUAUGCACAUUGUUACGAGAAAGUGAGCCACUGAGAGCUUAAGUGUGAUACCUCCAUUUUGUCUUUUGGAAGGACACGUGAUUUUAAACUUUAUGGCUGCAAAAUCCAGGGGAUGGAUGUUGUGAUUGAUAUGGCAUUGAUUUUAAAAUCGUUGAAAUCGGUACAAUAGCAGUAAUCUAUGUAAUGUAUGCUCCAACUUGUACGACUCUCUUUGUAUCCUUUUUACGGCUUCUUUGCUUUACGGUGUGGCCUUAAUACGCAUUUGUAGCAAACGCCAAACUGCCAGCGUCAAAUAUGGGUUUGAUUUUUGCACACAUUCACAUUCCAUUGUCACGUUUGAACACGCACUUUUCUACGAUGUUCAUUUUGUUGAUUUUCAUUUACAGUAGUUGCGUUGAUAUGCAUUUCGCCUCGAAGCUUCCAAUGAGCUAGAUUAUUAUCAGUGUUGUAUACACACACACGCACACACACAAAAUGUAACUUGAAACAAACUUCAAUUUGGAGUGCAAAUAGUGUUCAUGGGAAACUCAUGCAUUUAUAUUUUAUCCUGUGCUGUAAGAUUUUCUUAUCUACCUUUUUACAAUUAAAAGUGAUAUCAAAUUUGGA